Bufo gargarizans (Asiatic toad) is the source of this 2078-nucleotide messenger RNA. RefSeq names its product A-kinase anchoring protein 14 (gene AKAP14). Gene Ontology annotation, cellular component: cAMP-dependent protein kinase complex. Bases 71 to 610 code for a protein of 179 amino acids. The transcript has 6 exons. Lineage: Eukaryota; Metazoa; Chordata; Amphibia; Anura; Bufonidae. Gene Ontology annotation, molecular function: protein kinase A regulatory subunit binding. The record is from RefSeq and is a predicted model, not a curated record.
UCUGUGUUCAAACACUGCGCACUGCUACUCCAUACGACUCCCAUCCAGCUAGGAGGAAAAUCUGCGCAACAUGGAUUCCGAGGAAAUGUACAUUGCGGCACUUAAAGAAAAAGCCUGUGAACUGGUAGAAACUGCCAUGAGAAAUGCCCAGGACAGCCUGAGAAGCCUACACACGGGGCUAGGAGAGGAAAGGGUUAAAGAGCAGGAACAUGACGUGAAGAACAUCCCAUGGCUCUCGUGUCAGGACUUCACUGUGGAGCUGGGCAAGAAGCAAAUAGAAGAAUAUGUCUUGACAUGGGAAUUCCACGAGAGCUGGUUGUACUGCACAGAUUUCCUGAGAGAAGAAGAGACAGAGUUCAGUAAGCUGUUCCAUUAUAGGAUGAGAUGGAGCAUCCCAACCUGUAGGAAGCCAAUUCCCAGGGCGACGGCCUGCAUCUACUUUACUGUAAAGAUCUCCAAAAUUAAACCUCCCACUUUACCAGUUGAAGUUUUCUUUGUCUUCGAAUCCAACAGACUUGUUCACAGACCUGGAGAGACAAGAUUCAGAGAAAAAUGGUUGAAGGACAUCAUCGAAAGCAAGUUGAUAAUGAUAAACAGUAUUACAUUUUAAUGUAUUGCCCAACUCUCGGUAAACACUUUCAUGCCAAACUAUACAAUUGUAUAAAUAGCCACAGUGAGGCUGGUGUCACACACUGGUUUUCCUGGCAAUGUUGAGGUGUUUUGCAUUAUUUGCAGGCCGAGAAAUACCAUCUCCAGCUGUUCUAGGGAAGUCUAUGGGAAAGAUUAAAUGAAGGAGUAGUGGAGUUUUUUGACACUUGCAGUGUAUUUUUUUUUAUCGCAGCAUGCUCUGGCCAUGGCAUUUUUUUAUGGUGUUUUUGUGUGCCUUUUUUGUACCAGUGUAUUCUUCCCUGGCUGCUUUACACAGGAAGCGACAUUAUAGGGGGAUACGUAUUUUCAUACAUAUAACAUAAGCCAUACUAAAAAACGCCAUGUGCUCAAACACACUUUUUUGGCUAAAAACACAAAAAUGCCUCAAAAAUGCUUCCAGGAAAGUUGACAAAUCAUCUUUUUUUUUUCUGAGAUUUUAAUACUGACGACUAUCCUCUGGAUAGGUCGUCAGUAUCUGAUCGGUGGGAGUCCUGGGACCCCCCGUCGAUCAGCUGUUUGAGAAGGCAGUGGCGCUUUUCCUAGGCUGGUGACGACACGUCCAUCGGUCACGCGGCCUAGGCGCAGCUCAGCUCCAUUCAAGUGAAUGGGGCUGAGCUGCGAUACCAAGCCCAGCCGCUAUACAAUGUACGCUGUGAGACGGCUGCGUCUAUCACUGUUCUCAGACAGCUGAUCGCGGGGGUCCCAAUCAGAUACUGGCGACCUAUCCUCAGGAUAGGUCAUCAGUGUUAAAGCCUGGGAAAACUCUUAUAAGCAAUUCUAUGUUAUUUGUAAAAUCAGUGUUGUCUGCUGUAUGUGGCAAUAUUACUGUAUUUUAGAUUUCAUCCGAUUAUUCAUCCUCUGAUUAGUAGAACAUAUCGUAAUUAGUUAAGUCAAAAGUAUAUGCCGUCUGCUGGCAGAUUUGUGGCACACCCUGCAUAUUGCCAUGAGAGCGCUAUAGCAGGUUAUAACAUUAUAUUGUGGAAUGUAUAUUUAAGCACUUGCCUAAUAUAUUAUAUAAAGUGACUCUAAUUUGAUAUGGAGGAAAAAGUAUGUAUGAACUGUAAAAGGUGUAAUGUUUCCAAUGUCAUUUUAAACCUCAGGAAAAAUUAAGCAACUGUAAUGAGUUAAUUGCAGUCAUAGAAUUAAAGGGCACGUCCGACUUUAGAAAAAAAAAAACAUUACUACUUUCUUCCAAAACAGCACCUCACCUUUCCACAGGUUGUGGGUGGUAUUGCAGCUCAGAUGCAUUCACUUCAGUGGACACAAGCCAUGGAGAAGUAUUGGGAAAGUAGUAGUGACUUUCUUCUUCCUUAUUCCUCAAGUAUGGGGGGAGCGGGGGCUGGUUACCAGCUGACCCGAGAACAAUUGUCUCCUGUAAUCAAUGUCUGUAAUGGGGAGUAUGUGGCAGGAAGGACUGAUAAGCAGGCGGU